Amyelois transitella is the source of this 714-nucleotide messenger RNA. Its product is annotated as clumping factor B-like. NCBI's taxonomy places the organism in Eukaryota, Metazoa, Arthropoda, Insecta, Lepidoptera, Pyralidae. The annotation marks the transcript as partial. The transcript has a single exon. The record is from RefSeq and is a predicted model, not a curated record.
UCGGACUCGGACUCGGACACGGACUCGGACUCGGACUCGGACACGGACUCGGACUCGGACUCGGACUCGGACACGGACUCGGACUCGGACUCGGACUCGGACUCGGACUCGGACUCGGACACGGACUCGGACUCGGACUCGGACUCGGACACGGACUCGGACACGGACUCGGACUCGGACUCGGACUCGGACUCGGACUCGGACACGGACUCGGACACGGACUCGGACUCGGACUCGGACUCGGACUCGGACUCGGACUCGGACUCGGACUCGGACUCGGACUCGGACUCGGACUCGGACUCGGACUCGGACACGGACUCGGACUCGGACUCGGACACGGACUCGGACUCGGACUCGGACUCGGACUCGGACACGGACUCGGACUCGGACUCGGACUCGGACUCGGACUCGGACACGGACUCGGACUCGGACUCGGACUCGGACUCGGACUCGGACUCGGACACGGACUCGGACUCGGACUCGGACACGGACUCGGACUCGGACUCGGACUCGGACACGGACUCGGACUCGGACUCGGACUCGGACACGGACUCGGACUCGGACUCGGACACGGACUCGGACUCGGACUCGGACUCGGACUCGGACACGGACUCGGACACGGACUCGGACUCGGACUCGGACUCGGACUCGGACACGGACUCGGACUCGGACUCGGACUCGGACUUAGAUACUCGGAAUGUGCGGGUUUCCUAA